GUUGGGGUACUUAAAGCAGGCAGAAGUCAUGAAGUUGGUGAUUUGUCUUAUCAUCGCCGCUGUGUGUGUGUCCGUGAUUGACGCACACCUCGUCGAUGACUUAACGCCGAAUUUAGCGAUCCCGAUCGCGAACCCGAUUCGAAUCCCUCCUCGAAAAUACAAUAAGUUCCAAUCUCGCAGACCAGGAGUAAGCCAGCAACAAUUUACGUCUCAGAUAGCAACGGGCCAAUGGCUGAGUUUGUACUCGGUGUUGAUCGGAACGCCAGGUGCGUUUGGUAAGGCCAAACACAUUUGGCGUGUCUCUGGAAACACAGUCAACCGUACGACUACAGUAAGCGAAACAACUUGUCAGAGGAGAAUCGUCAAUUUCACUCUGGGAUCGGACCGUUCUGGUGCAGUACUGCUGAGGGAAGUUAGUCCAGGUCAGAGGUUCGAAGCCUUCUACAGCCAGGAUCCCAGCAAGUACUUCUGGUGGUUAAUCUGCCUUACUCCAGGCCCUACAUCUGGCUCCUGCACCUCUGGCUUCUUCGACCUCGUGAUCAAAGACACGCGCACGAAUCUGACGGGAGACUUAAACCUCGUCGGCCUUCCCUGGGACAGGAUUGCCGCUGACCUGAGAGCGAUCCGUGGCCUCACCUUCGACAACCCCGCCGUCACCUACGUGUGGACCGGAACUGAAUGUCCGAAUCCAUAAGACGAGUAAAAGCUCGGCAAGCAGCAGGGAGAACAACUAGAAUCUUAUACCAACGAUAUCAUAAUUAAGAACUUGUUUUUGUAUCCAUUUCAUACUAACAAUAUUUUUGUUAAGCUAAUUUAUUGAACGACAUUUUCGAAAUGUUAUGAAAUUAGGAAUUCAUCAAAAUAAAGACCCUGCUUGCAAAGAAAACAUU
This is a messenger RNA of Dreissena polymorpha, 890 nucleotides long. RefSeq lists its product as uncharacterized. NCBI's taxonomy places the organism in Eukaryota, Metazoa, Mollusca, Bivalvia, Myida, Dreissenidae. The transcript has 7 exons. The record is from RefSeq and is a predicted model, not a curated record. The coding region runs from base 29 to 694 and encodes 221 amino acids.